This is a messenger RNA of Calliphora vicina (urban bluebottle blowfly), 469 nucleotides long. RefSeq names its product ATP synthase, subunit F (gene ATPsynF). NCBI's taxonomy places the organism in Eukaryota, Metazoa, Arthropoda, Insecta, Diptera, Calliphoridae. Gene Ontology annotation, biological process: proton motive force-driven mitochondrial ATP synthesis. Bases 83 to 406 code for a protein of 107 amino acids. The record is from RefSeq and is a predicted model, not a curated record. The transcript has 2 exons. Gene Ontology annotation, molecular function: proton-transporting ATP synthase activity, rotational mechanism.
GGCAGCACGAUUGCAAUUUUUCCAAUAGAAUAGAAAAAAAGUUACUUAAUUAUUGAAAAAUUUACUGAAUUACAGAAAAACAAUGGCUUUCGGUGAUUAUCCAGCUGAGUACAACCCUAAGGUACAUGGACCUUAUGAUCCUGCACGCUAUUAUGGCAAAGCUGAUGUUCCAUUGGGUCAAGUAAAAUUGAGCGAAUUGGGUGCUUGGAUUUCACGUCGUAGCAAGAAUCCUAGUGCCAUUGCUGGUGCCAUGAGCCGUGCUUGGUGGCGUUGGCAACACAAGUAUGUGCAACCCAAACGCGCUGGUAUUGCACCAUUCUUCCAAAUCACAGCAGUCGCUAUGACUUUCUUCUACACCAUUAACUACGGCAAAAUGAGACACCACAGAAAUUACAAACAUCAUUAAACUUUGGAAGGCCUGGCCUUAACGUUAACCCGAACAGCAUUUACUGUCCAUGUAUGACAUGUU